Molecule: messenger RNA, 502 nt
Organism: Tilletiopsis washingtonensis
Lineage: Eukaryota; Fungi; Basidiomycota; Exobasidiomycetes; Entylomatales
Product: mitochondrial cytochrome c oxidase subunit VIa
Exons: 6
Coding region: 35-433 (132 amino acids)
Biological process (GO): mitochondrial electron transport, cytochrome c to oxygen
Cellular component (GO): mitochondrial inner membrane
Molecular function (GO): enzyme regulator activity
Source: RefSeq, a predicted model, not a curated record
CGCCUUACCCCCACUCCACUCCUCUCUGCCAGCCAUGUCCCUCCGCGCCGCCCUGCGUCCCGCCACGCGCGCUCUCCGCGUCCCCGCCGCUGCGCCGCAGCACGCUCGCUUUGCCUCCAGCGACGCCCUGGGCCAGGAGCUGCUUGCGGAGCGCAAGCACGCCGUCGAACAUGCUGCUGGCUCGGCCGAUCUCUGGCGCAAGAUCAGCAUGUACGUCUGCCUGCCCGGCUCCAUUGUGCUCGGCGUGUACAUCUACCAGAUCGAGGCUGCCCACAUCGCACACCGCGAUCACGAGCUGCACGAGAACGACGGCAAGGUCGACCCGGGCCCGCGGUACGAGUACCGUGACCGUCGCGUCAAGCCCUUCGCCUGGGGAAACAACUCGUUCUUCUUUAACCCAAAGGCGAACACGAACAUGGACGAGCUGGAGUGAGCGAUUCGGACGCUCUGAGCGACUCGGGAGUCGUUUCGGAGUGUCAGGGAGGCCGAGGGGGAGGUUCUG